Molecule: messenger RNA, 2547 nt
Organism: Alligator sinensis (Chinese alligator)
Lineage: Eukaryota; Metazoa; Chordata; Crocodylia; Alligatoridae
Gene: PIP5K1B
Product: phosphatidylinositol-4-phosphate 5-kinase type 1 beta
Exons: 16
Coding region: 104-1768 (554 amino acids)
Biological process (GO): phosphatidylinositol metabolic process; intracellular iron ion homeostasis; iron incorporation into metallo-sulfur cluster
Cellular component (GO): mitochondrion
Molecular function (GO): phosphatidylinositol kinase activity; ferroxidase activity; ferric iron binding
Source: RefSeq, a predicted model, not a curated record
GCUAAACAGUGCCAGGGCCAGGAAUUUAGAAAAAUUGGCAGCAUCGAUGAAUGGAUUGACCCUCCCUCUUUGCUCCAAAUGACUAGCACUUUAGCUCAGAAAGAUGUCGUCUGUUACUGAAAAUGGAGAUGCCACAGCUGGAAAACCAAAUGAGGAAAAAACAUAUAAAAAGAUUAUUUCCCGAAGUAAUAACACAUUGACCCAUUUUUCCAGGACUGCAUCCUCUGCUAUUAAAGGAGCGAUUCAGCUGGGAAUAGGAUACACAGUAGGUAACCUCACAUCUAAACCAGACAGAGAUGUACUUAUGCAAGACUUCUAUGUAGUGGAAAGUGUGUUUCUACCCAGUGAAGGGAGCAAUCUCACCCCUGCUCAUCAUUACCCUGACUUCAGAUUUAAGACCUAUGCUCCUCUUGCCUUUCGGUACUUCAGAGAACUUUUUGGUAUCAAGCCGGAUGAUUAUUUGUAUUCAGUCUGCAGUGAACCUUUGAUAGAAUUAUCCAAUCCUGGCGCCAGUGGGUCCUUAUUCUUUGUAACUAGCGACGAUGAGUUCAUCAUCAAAACUGUUCAACACAAAGAAGCUGAGUUUCUUCAGAAGUUGCUACCAGGUUACUAUAUGAAUCUGAACCAGAAUCCAAGGACUCUGUUGCCAAAAUUUUAUGGACUAUACUGUGUUCAGUCAGGCGGCAUUAACAUUAGAAUUGUUGUGAUGAACAACGUUUUGCCUCGAGCAUUGAAAAUGCAUUUCACAUAUGACUUGAAAGGCUCUACAUACAAACGGAGAGCAUCAAGAAAAGAGAGGGAGAAGUCCAACCCCACAUUUAAAGACUUGGAUUUCUUGCAAGAUAUGCAUGAAGGACUAUACUUUGACUCUGAAACAUACAGUGCACUGAUGAAGACACUACAGAGGGAUUGCAGAGUGUUGGAAAGUUUUAAAAUCAUGGAUUAUAGUCUGCUGCUGGGAAUCCAUACAUUGGACAGUAUCACAAGAGAGAAGGAUGGAGAGAGUUCCCAGAAUGCAUCUGAUGCUAAACGUCCUGGGGGACAGAAAGUUCUCUAUUCUACAGCCAUGGAAUCCAUACAGGGGCCUGGGAAGUCUGGGGACUGUGUUCUCACAGAAGCUACAAAUACAAUGGGAGGCAUUCCAGCUAAGAGUCAUAAAGGAGAAAAGCUGCUUCUGUUUAUGGGUAUUAUUGAUAUUCUGCAGUCUUAUAGGUUAAUGAAGAAGCUGGAACAUUCCUGGAAAGCGCUGGUCUAUGAUGGGGACACUGUUUCAGUUCACAGACCAAGUUUUUAUGCCGACAGAUUUUUAAAGUUUAUGAGUUCCAGGGUUUUCAAAAAAGUUCAAGCUUUAAGGUCCUCUCCUUCUAAGAGACGAUGCAAUUCUAUUGCAGCUCUAAAGGCAACAUCACAGGAAAUCAUAUGUGCUGUUAGCCAAGAAUGGAAGGAUGAAAAGCAUGACAUGCUUACUGAAGGACAAAGUUAUUCCAGUCUUGAUGAAGAAGUAUUAGAUUCCCGGCACCGGCCAGAUUUAGUGCCAAGUACUCCAUCUCUGUUUGAAGCAGCUUCCUUAGCAACCACAAUUUCUUCUUCUUCUUUGUAUGCAGAUGAGCAAUAUCAACGUGAUGGAACUAUGCUUUAUUCCAGCAGUAAAGGGUUACCGUCGAGUUCAACAUUUACAUUAGAAGACAGUGCCAUCUACCUGACUUCAGAACAGAGCACACUGGAAAUGGAGAAUGAUAAUGCUUCAGUUUUGGAUGUCUAUUUAUAAUAGAGAGUAGAAGAAAUAGAACAGAAGAAUUACAGAAGAGAUGGACAAGAAGGGGCCAUGGUUGAUAAAGAGCACUUUCUGCACUCCUGAUUUAGGAGGAGGAAUUUACUGAGCCUAUUAGACACAGAGUAAUACUCAACAGAAUGUUAUCCUUGAGAAAUGUCAGGGGAUCUUUGAAACAUAGAAAUGAAAGCUAGACUCGGCAGAUGUGACAUGAAACCAUUACACAACUUCGCUAUCAUGUGCUGUCGCUUGCUGAACUGUGAAGAACUGCAUAUUUGAGCUGCUCUCUCUACUAUUGCCAAUCACCUUUUUUGGACUUGAAAGUGAUAUUUUCUUAUUGACUCUAGUGAUUUCAUUUGCAUGUGUUUGGUGAUUAUGCACAAGCAAAAUAUAUAAUCUGCUUUACCUAUUUAAAAAUCCAUCAGCACAGUGGUGAGUACAAUUAAUUUCACUUUCCGCCCCUCUCACAGAAUCUUAAUCACUUAGGUCUAUGUCACUGCAAGUCAAAAAUGAUUUCAUAUAAAGGUUAGUGUAAAUGUCUGCACAUACUUUAUGGAAACUAGCCUCUGAAGACAUUUUCACUGAUUAUUGGUGAAAGGAGAAAAAAGCUAUUUAUAACAAGGCCUUAUGUUGUGUACAUACGUUGUCUUUGAAAUAUUUGUGAUUUAGUUUAUUGCUUGUAAAAGAGAAAUUAUAUAAUUUAUUUAGUAUAUACUACCGUAAACUAUAGUUUUAUUGACAGAAAUAAAAUAUUUUGUUCUCAAAACCUGUGAUGA